Rotaria sp. Silwood2 is the source of this 2169-nucleotide messenger RNA. The record is from the annotation of a GenBank genome assembly. Lineage: Eukaryota; Metazoa; Rotifera; Eurotatoria; Philodinida; Philodinidae.
AUGUUGAUAAAUGUACUCGAAGGAAAAAUUUUUCGAUUAUUCUUUAUUUUUCUUUUAUUGGUAUACAUUUUAAAAAUAAAUGCUUCUAAAGAAACAGUUGAGGAUGAUGAAGAAGAAAUCUUUGAUAUUGGCGUUCGUUUAACAGGUAAUCACCAUGAUUAUCUUAUAGCUGAUCUUAUUGCUGAAGAAAAGGAUAUUCUUAAUGCUGGACUUAUUGAAGGUGUUGAUUUAUAUCAUUUUCAUAUUCGAAGAAAGCGUAAUCAUCGAUCUAAACGUUCAAUUGAUGAAACAAUUGAAGAUUUAAAACGAGAUGAACGAAUCGCAUUUAUAACAGUUGGUGAAUCAUUAGAAAGACAAAAACGUGAAUUUUUAGAUGAGGAUGACUUGAUAGACCGCUUAAGAAAACAUCAACAAUCAAGUGAUUUUAACAAUAUAGGAAAUUUGAAAUUAGAGAUGUCCUUUGAUGAUGUAUUAUAUAGUAAACAAUGGUAUUUGGAAAAUAAAGGUCAACUAGGUACACCAGCUGAUCAUGAUAUUAAUGUUACACCAGCUUGGCUUGCUGGAUAUUCUGGUAAAGAUGUAACAGUUUGUAUUGUAGAUGAUGGUCUCGAUCAUCCACAUCCAGAAUUAACUGAUCACUAUCAACCUCAGCUCAGUUAUGAUUUAAAUGAUCUUAACGACAGUAAACAUGAUCCACUUCCACGAACAUAUGAUAGUCAGAAUAAUCAUGGUACUCGAUGUGCUGGAGCAGCAUCUGCUAAAGCAAAUAAUGAAAUGUGUGGAGUUGGUGUUGCUUAUAAUUCAAAUGUUGCUGGCAUUCGAGUUCUUGAUGGACGUGUUACAACAUUACUUGAAGCUCGUGCUUUAUUAUUAUUUGCUGUUGAUACACAUAUUAAAAGUGCAUCAUGGGGCCCAACUGAUGAUGGAACGAAAAUGGAAGCACCUGGUUCGUUAGUUAGAGCAGCUUUGGAUUAUAGUGUUCAACAAGGACGUCAUGGUAAAGGUAUGAUAUUUGUUUGGGCAUCGGGUAAUGGAGGUGGAGCUGGUGACGAUUGUGGUGCCGAUGGUUAUGUAUCACAUCAUAAUGUUAUAUCAAUUGGCUCAAUUAAUCAUUUGGGUAAAUCAACACAGUUCAGUGAAUUUUGUCCUUCAACAAUGGCUGUUGCUUAUACUGGUGGUCAACAUUCAAAAUCAUCGAGUGAACAACAACUAUCGAUAGGUGUAGUUGCGGCUGAUGUUGGUGGAAAAUGCACAACAAGUUUUUUUGGUACAUCCGGUGCUGCACCAGUUGCAGCUGGUGCAUUUGCAUUAGUAUUUGAAGCUAAUUCUGAAUUAACUUAUCGUGAUUUAAUGCAUAUUAUUGCUCGAACAGCUCGAAUACCAAAUUUAUCUGAAACUGAUGAUUGGAUUAUAAAUGGAGCUGGUUAUCAUGUUAAUGAUAAAUUUGGUUUUGGUGUAUUAGAUGUUGGACAAAUGAUAUCUUUAGCACAAAAUUGGACUAAUGUACAACCAAGAUAUGAAUGUUAUCAUGAAUAUGAAGGUGGUCCUAAGCAACUAGAUAUAGGUGCAAUUGUUGAAGUAUCAAUUUAUGUUACAGAAUGUGAAAAUGUAUCAAAUAUUGAACAUGUCGUAGCUAAUGUUUCAUAUAGUUUUCAUCGUCGUGGAGACGUUAAAAUUAUACUUAUAUCACCAAGUCAAACACCAUCAGAAUUGCUUUCAUAUCGUGAUAAAGAUGCUACGAAUAAAGGUAUAAAAUAUUUUCCAUUUAUGUCAGUUCAUCAUUGGGAUGAAUCUCCAAUUGGUCGUUGGACAUUACGUAUCGAAACUCGUAAACCAAAAAAUGAGGAAUCAAUGAAAUCAGCUUUCGAGUAUGGAGAUACAGCUGAAUUAAGUUAUUUUGGUUUACGUAUUUAUGGUUCAAAAAAUCUUGAUGAGAAAAAUAAUGAUAAAUCAAUAAAACGAGAUCAUAAAUCUGCUUUUGUUCCAACAUAUAAUCAAAUUGAAUCAAUUUAUAAACGUGAAUUAGUAGCACGUGAAUCACCAAAGAUUAUGCAAAAACGAGAUUAUCAAAAUUUAAUUAAACAACGACAACUUCGAAAACAAAAUGAAAAUCAAGUUCGACAAGAUCAAUCAUAUUUUGGAUUAUUUCGUCGAAUGUUUGGUUUUUAA